ACCCUCCACUUCUCCUUCGCCGAUCUCCAUUUUUCUCCUUACCAAUCCUUAACCCUUUCAUUUAAUUAGAAAUUAGUCAUGGAUAGAGAACAAGAAGAGAUGCAGUUUCUUGGGGUCUUUGGCAUAUACAGAGAAGCUUAUAGGAUCAUCUUCUCGUGGAGAAAGAUCUUCAGUCAGAUUACUCUUGCCUUGAUUCUUCCUCUAUCUUUCAUCUUCUUAGCUCACAUCGAGGUAUCCAAUGUCCUCUUUGCGAAGAUAAUCUACAACGAAGAAGAGUUAGAUGAGACACAAGUCGGCACCCGAAAAUACGAGAAAAUAUCUGACAUGAUUUCUUCUGAAUGGGUCUCUUUUUGGCUAUUCAAAGCUGCAUACUUCACCUUCCUUCUUAUAUUCUCUCUUCUAUCAACUGCAGCUGUUGUUUACACCAUAGCUUGCAUUUACACCGCACGAGAAGUGACAUUCAAGAAGGUGAUGAGUGUUGUCCCUAAGGUUUGGAAGAGGCUCAUGGUCACGUUUUUGUCCAUCUUUCUUGCUGUUUUUGCAUACAACUUUGUUUCUAUAUUAGUCGUUAUUACAUGUGUGUUUUUAGUUGGCCCUAACAAAGUUGUUCCACUUCUCUUAUUUUUAUUGAUUCUAUACUUCAUGGGCCUUGUGUACAUGAGCAUAAUUUGGCAAUUGGCAAGUGUUGUGUCCGUGUUGGAAGAGGCUUCUGGAUUUAAAGCCAUGAUGAAGAGCAGGGAAUUAAUUAAAGGGAAGAUGUGGGUGGCAAUAAUUAUAUUUUUCAAGCUAAAUCUUUCUUCUGUGGCAUUACACAUCUUAUUUGAGAAGAAGGUUGUGCACGGAUCUUCACUAGGCAUCUUGAACAGGGCAUCAUUUGGGAUUCUCUCUUUGCUGGUGCUUCUCGUGUUGUAUUUGUUUGGACUUGUUAUCCAAACGGUGAUCUACUUUGUCUGCAAAUCUUAUCACCAUGAAAAUAUCGACAAGUCGGCCUUGUCAGAUCACCUCGAAGUUUAUCUGGGAGAGUAUGUUCCUUUGAAGUCCAAGGAUGUCCAGCUAGAGCAAUUUGAUGUUUGAGUUCAUAAUCAACACACGGCAACAAUGAACAAGAACUGCUGUAAUAGUAAUUCGAUCCAUCAUAAAUCAUGCGUGUACUUCUUUUUUCUAAAGUGAUAAAUCAAUUUUAUGGUUGCUUUA
Populus euphratica (Euphrates poplar) is the source of this 1194-nucleotide messenger RNA. RefSeq lists its product as uncharacterized. The transcript has a single exon. NCBI's taxonomy places the organism in Eukaryota, Viridiplantae, Streptophyta, Magnoliopsida, Malpighiales, Salicaceae. The record is from RefSeq and is a predicted model, not a curated record. Bases 79 to 1074 code for a protein of 331 amino acids.